Molecule: messenger RNA, 11056 nt
Organism: Lepus europaeus (European hare)
Lineage: Eukaryota; Metazoa; Chordata; Mammalia; Lagomorpha; Leporidae
Gene: UBA6
Product: ubiquitin like modifier activating enzyme 6
Exons: 33
Coding region: 39-3197 (1052 amino acids)
Biological process (GO): protein sumoylation
Cellular component (GO): SUMO activating enzyme complex; cytoplasm
Molecular function (GO): SUMO activating enzyme activity
Source: RefSeq, a predicted model, not a curated record
UCCCCGUAGCCGGCGGCGGCGCGGCGUCUGAGGCGGCGAUGGAGGGAUCCCAGUCGGUCGCAGCGCCGCGGGGGGAAGAAGCAUCCUGUUCUUCCUGGGGGCCCGGCAGUACAAGUAAGAAUUUUACCAUUAUGUCAGCUGAAUCUGUGGAGAUUGAUGAUGCGUUAUAUAGUCGCCAGAGGUAUGUUCUUGGAGACACAGCAAUGCAGAAGAUGGCCAAAUCCCAUGUUUUCUUAAGUGGUAUGGGUGGUCUCGGUUUGGAAAUUGCAAAGAAUCUUGUUCUUGCUGGGAUUAAGGCACUUACAAUUCAUGAUACAGAAAAAUGCCAGGCAUGGGAUCUAGGAACCAACUUCUUUCUCUGUGAAGAUGAUGUUAUUAAUAUGAAAAACAGGGCUGAAGCUGUACUUCAACAUAUUGCAGAACUAAAUCCAUAUGUGCAUGUUACGUCAUCAUCUGUUCCUUUCAAUGAAACCACAGAUCUUUCAUUCUUAGAUAAAUACCAGUGUGUAGUAUUGACUGAAAUGAAACUCCCCUUGCAGAAGAAGAUCAAUGACUUCUGCCAUUCUCACUGCCCUCCAAUUAAGUUCAUCAGUGCGGAUAUACAUGGAAUUUGGUCACGCUUGUUUUGUGAUUUUGGUGAUGAAUUUGAAGUUUCAGAUACAACAGGAGAAGAACCAAAAGAAAUUUUCAUUUCAAACAUAACGCAAGCUAAUCCUGGCAUUGUCACUUGCCUUGAAAAUCAUCCUCACAAACUUGAGACAGGACAGUUCCUAACAUUUCGAGAAAUUAAUGGAAUGACAGGUUUAAAUGGAUCGACACAACAAAUAACUGUGGUAUCACCAUUUUCUUUUAGCAUUUGUGACACUACAGAACUAGAACCAUAUUUACAUGGUGGCAUAGCUGUCCAAGUGAAAACUCCUAAAAUGUUUUACUUUGAGCCAUUGGAGAGGCAGAUAAAGCAUCCAAAAUGCCUUAUUGCAGAUUUUAGCAAACCUGAGGCACCUCUACAGAUUCACACAGCUAUGCUUGCCUUGGACCAGUUUCAGGAGAACUAUAGUCGGAAGCCAAAUAUUGGAUGCCAACAAGAUUCAGAAGAGUUGUUGAAACUGGCAACAUCCAUAAGUGAAACCUUGGAAGAAAAGCCUGACAUAAAUGUUGACAUUGUCCGUUGGCUGUCUUGGACUGCUCGAGGUUUUUUGUCCCCUCUUGCUGCAGCUGUAGGAGGUGUUGCCAGCCAAGAAGUUUUGAAAGCUGUGACAGGGAAGUUUUCUCCUUUGUGCCAGUGGUUAUAUCUAGAGGCAGCAGAUAUUGUCGAAUCCCUAGACAAAACUGAAUGUGAAGAAUUUCUUCCACGGGGAGAUAGGUAUGAUGCCUUAAGAGCAUGCAUUGGAAACACUUUGUGUCAGAAGCUGCAAAAUUUGAAUAUCUUCUUAGUAGGAUGUGGAGCCAUAGGCUGUGAAAUGUUGAAAAAUUUUGCUUUACUUGGUGUUGGCACAAGCAAAGAGAAAGGAAUGGUCACAGUUACUGAUCCUGACUUGAUAGAAAAAUCCAAUUUAAAUAGGCAAUUCCUAUUUCGUCCUUACCACAUACAGAAACCUAAAAGCUAUACUGCUGCUGAUGCGACUCUGAAAAUAAAUCCUCAAUUAAAAAUAGAUGCACACCUGAACAAAGUAUGUCCAGCCACUGAGACCAUUUACAAUGAUGAGUUCUAUACUAAGCAAGAUAUAAUUAUUACAGCAUUAGAUAAUGUGGAAGCCAGGAGAUAUGUAGACAGCCGCUGCUUAGCAAAUCUACGACCUCUCUUAGAUUCUGGAACAAUGGGCACUAAGGGACACACAGAAGUUAUUGUACCUCAUUUGACUGAGUCUUAUAAUAGUCAUCGGGAUCCCCCAGAAGAGGAAAUACCAUUUUGUACUCUAAAAUCCUUUCCGGCUGCUAUUGAACAUACUAUACAGUGGGCAAGAGAUAAGUUUGAAAGUUCCUUUUCCCAUAAGCCUUCACUGUUUAACAAAUUUUGGCAAACCUAUCCAUCUGCAGAAGAUGUCUUACAGAAGAUGCAAAAUGGACACAGCUUAGAAGGCUGUUUUCAAGUUAUUAAGUUACUUAGCAGAAGACCAAGAAACUGGUCUCAGUGUGUAGAAUUAGCAAGAUUAAAAUUUGAGAAGUAUUUUAACCACAAGGCUCUUCAGCUUCUUCAUUGUUUUCCCCUCGACACAAGAUUAAAAGAUGGCAGUUUAUUUUGGCAAUCACCAAAGAGGCCACCUUCUCCAAUAAAAUUUGAUUUAAAUGAACCUUUGCACCUCAGUUUUCUUCAGAAUGCUGCAAAACUAUAUGCUACGGUGUAUUGCAUUCCAUUUACAGAAGAGGGCUUAUCAGCAGAUGCCCUCCUGAAUAUUCUUGCAGAAGUAAAGAUUGAGGAGUUCAAGCCUUCCAAUAAGGUUGUUCAAACAGAUGAAACGGCAAGGAAACCGGAGCAUGUUCCUGUUAGCAGUGAAGAUGAGAGGAAUGCUGUUUUCCAACUGGAAAAGGCUAUUUCAUCUAACAAAGCUACCAAAAGUGACCUUCAAAUGGCAGUGCUUUCCUUUGAAAAGGAUGAUGAUAGUAAUGGACACAUAGAUUUCAUCACAGCGGCCUCCAAUCUUCGUGCCAAAAUGUAUAGCAUUGAACCAGCUGACCGUUUCAAAACAAAGCGAAUCGCUGGGAAAAUUAUACCUGCCAUAGCAACAUCUACUGCUGCGGUUUCUGGCUUGGUUGCCCUGGAGAUGAUCAAAGUGGCUGGUGGCUAUCCAUUUGAAGCUUACAAAAAUUGUUUUCUUAACCUAGCCAUUCCAAUUCUAGUGUUUACAGAGACAUCUGAAGUGAGAAAAACUGAAAUCAGAAAUGGAAUCUCAUUUACAAUUUGGGACAGAUGGACUAUACAUGGAAAAGAAGAUUUCACCCUAUUGGAUUUCAUAAAUGCAGUAAAAGAGAAGUACGGCAUUGAACCAACAAUGGUGGUACAGGGAGUCAAAAUGCUUUAUGUUCCUGUUAUGCCUGGUCAUGCAAAAAGAUUGAAAUUAACAAUGCAUAAACUUGUGAAACCUUCUACUGAGAAGAAAUACGUGGAUCUUACUGUGUCGUUUGCCCCAGAUACUGAUGGAGAUGAAGAUUUGCCAGGACCUCCAGUAAGAUACUACUUCAGUCAUGACAGUGAUUAAUAGAAGUUGUCUUAAAAUUACUCCUGGACUACUUGAUUUUGGACAUGGUGCGCUUAAUUCAGAAACUAUGAAAAAAAAAUCAGCUCUGAUAUUAUGGAUUUCUUUUUGAUGAAGCCUUAAUUAAAGGGGAACAUCAAUAGGAAACUACUAUAAAGAACUGUAAAACAUUUUGGAGCGUUAAUGUACACUUGUCUAGUGCUUCACAAAUGACCAUGAUCACAAGCUACUUUGAACUGGAAUACCAUUUUUUAAUGAUGACAACAAAUUUGUAUAUUAACUUCUCUGGAUGAAAAAGAAGGAAAAAAUAUUUAUUUAUGACCAGAAGUGAUAAGGAUCAACAAAUUGAAAGUAAUGAAUGCAACUAUCCGAAAGGUCUAAUCUCAUUUUAUGAAUUUUUUUUUGUUAGUGUUUGAGAUCCCUUUUUCUAUCUGAAUAGUGUGUGGCACCCUGAUCCUCUCAUGAUUAGGCUUUAAGCUUCUAAUACUCGUGGGAAGAGGGAAGGAUGGUAGUGGUGGAUGAAGAGUAGACAUUUUAAAUUGUGUAGUCAUGGCUUACUGUCCUGUUACCCCUGCUAGUGUAAUGAGAAUUGGUUGUGUCACUGUCUCCAAGAAAUCAGGAUUUUUGUUGAGAGCAGCAGUGUUGUAAGCUGUGAGCAGUAGGUCAGAUAACACAUGUUAACCUGGACUAAAUGUUAACAGUAUUAUAUGGACUCUGGAUAGCCCUCUUAGAGAAUCCAUAAAUGUGAACAGAUGAAUAUGGCUAAUCAUUUGAUUCUUAAAUAUACCUUCUAAUGUGGUUACUUUAUUUAUUUGGAAUUCUAAACCUGAUUGUCAUAGUACAUAAGACUAAAAGGUUUUGUAAAGGGAAUGUCCUUAGAUAGAUGAAAAAUAGAAAUUAAAAAAUCAUCACUAGUGGAGUCUUGAUUUAUUUUCUUCCAGCAACCUAAUGGACAGAAAAAAGUGAUUUAAUAUUUUUAUUUUAAAGAUAAGCAUGUUAUUUGAUUCCCUGUUCCAAUAGAGUUGACAAAGAUUAAAAUUUAUUUUUUUAUGUCUUUACUGAGAGAAACUUUGAGUCUUCUGAUAUGAGCUAUUGUACAUGUUCAUGUAAGUGCUUUUAUUAAAAUGAUGUAGAGUACUUUACUGAGUAAACUCAGUGAAGAACAAGUGAUUGUUCUGUUACUAAGGCCAUCAUGCAUUCUAAAGUAGUUGGCAUUUUAUAACCUCAGGGAGUCAUUUCCCUCUGUCUCUUUUUCUUCUGUGCUGUUCACUCCAUUACUAGAUUAUUUGAAAAUUCAAAGACUAGAUUUACAUCAAUAUGACUCCAAUUGGGUAUCUUUUUGUACUCUGUACUUACUUUUCUUUUAUUCCAUUUAGAAAUAGUUUAAAUUGUUUUAUUAACCAGCUGUUUGAUUUUUUUCUUUUGUAAAAUUAUUUUCCAGUUGGGGAUAUACACUUGGGAGUGGAAGGUGAAUUUGUAUGAUUAAACAGUAAUCUGCAUUUGGCAGGUAGGGGGAAACUGGACAGGAUGAGUUUAAGGAAAUGGCUACCUUUGAAAUAAACAAUUAGUUUUUGUUCGUGAUAUUUUACCCUCUCCCAUUGUGCAUAUCCCAAGUUAGUAAUUAAAAUUAAUGUUACAUGAAAUUGAAUACAGGAAUAUCAAGGCUCUAUAGCUUAGAGGGUAAGAUAAUAAAAGAACUAUCAGAAGCCUUUUCUACACCUCUCUGUUUUCUGCUGUUUGACAGUAACUGUCAUUUCCCAGGGAGCCAUUUAAUAGUCCUCAAGUCUGAUCUAAUAACUAAUUAUGUUUUGUCUAAGUCUCCACAUCUCUUUGAAGUAAAUUUAGAACCAUGCUAUCAGUUCUUAUUUAUAGACCUCUAUGCUUUAACAAAUACAAAGAAAAUCAACAGGAAUUAACUCAUUUUGUGAUUAAACCUACAACCAUUUUGCAUUACUUUUUUGCCCCUAUAGGAAAUGGUUAUUACCUUCAUUUCUUCUAUUUAGUUUUACUAACUGGAAAUCCAGGUUGAAGUUAAUGAACAUCUUUCUUUCUUUAUUUCUGUACCAUGAGAUCACUAUUGAUGACUGAAAUACUAAGUAUAAAAAGAAUUUGGUUUUGUACAAACUAAUUUUUUAUUUACAAAAAUAAACUAAAAAAUUUGAAACUGUUUUUAUAAGUCAUGUUCCAUAGUUGACUCUGGAGAUUCUGAUUCUGCUGUUCAUUUUGUGAGUAAUUUUGCUUUGGUAUUCCCUAAUUUUCCCGUUUUGCAAUCUCACCUGUCAGUAGGUAUAAGGGGACAUUACUACAAAUGUUUUUAGCUUCUAGAAGUUCUAUUUAAACAGGUGUAGAGAAAUACUCAUAACCCUGUCCCAGACUACUAGUAGAUGAUUUCAAAAUCUGUUUCUUUUUAGAGUUUAAAGCAGCUAUGUGCUUCCCAUGAGUCCCUCAUAAAUUGUCCCAGUGGUAAAACUUGGAAAAAAAUAUAUGUAUCUUUAUUUUUAAUCUAUUUUAUCAUACUCUAGUGGUAACAGUGACAGAAUAAAAAUUAACAAUAUACAGGUACUUCAAUAAGUUUGUGGAAAGCAGAAUUAAAAGGUAAGUUUAUGUUGAUCCAAAAAAAUUGGUGAAAUCUGUACGUAUAGGAGGUCUUGAAAAAGUUCAUGGAAAAUGCAUAUUAUGAAAAAAUUAUGGAUAGAUUUCAAAGUUUAAUGCACAAAAAUAACCAUAUCUUUUAAUUCCUUUUUCCACAAUCUUAUUUAAUUACCUUUAUGCUUGGAGUCCUGUUUUAUAAUUAGUAAAAUGAAGGCAGAAAGAAAAUUUGUCUUGAAUCUUGAGGGGGGAAAAAAACUCUCUUGACCUCUUUCAACUACAAUGAAUAUAAUCCUAAAUUCAUUUGGAUUGCAAAUAUCUACUCAAUAUAAAAUGACUAGGUGUGGGUAUAACUAUUUUACUUUUCAAAAAUUUAAAAAUAGUAACCAGGAAGUUGAGAUCUUAGAAAUCAGAGUAUAAUCAAUUUUUGGUUUUUCUCUGUUACAUGUCUUAACUUUGUUUUUUUAAGUUAAGAAAUAUAUAAAUUUGAGUAUAUAAAAUAAAAAAUAGGCAGUUUAAAGAACAUUUUUCAAGUAGCUACUUAUAUAACCAGCAUUCAAGUUAAUACACUGUUGACUAUGCAGUCCAUUCUCAGUUAUAAUAAGCUCCCCACCACACACACCAUUUAGUUAAUUACCACUAUCCUACCUUUUAUGGUUGCUAGCUUCUUGUUUUUAUUUUGCCUAUGUAUGUAUACCUAAAUAAUACAGUUUACUUUUCUCCCACUUCUAACUUUACAUGAAAGGAGUGCACUGCAUUGUUUGUGCUGCUUCCUGGAUUCAGCAUGUGAUUCAUCUCUUGCCUGUGGCUGUGCUUUGUCAUCCUUGAUGUAUAAUUUACCUGGGUUUGAUAUACUCCAGUUUAUUUAUUCAUUAUUUUGACUAUGGACAAUUGAGAUGAUUUUAAUUUGGAAUAUUGCAAUUCCACAAUGAAAAUGAUUUUAUGUAUCCUGUAGAGCUAAGAAGAUAUGUAUCCAGGAGUUAAAUUGCUUUGUCAUAGGGUAUUCAUAUCUUAAAUUUUAUUAGAUAAUCAGAAAAUUUUUCCUAAGCAUUAGAGAUGUCCUAGUUCUCCAUUUUGUGAACAUAAUGGUAUUUAUAGAUCUUUUAAAUUUUCCAUUCUGGUGUUUGUUAUUGCAGUUUCACUCUGCAUUUUCCUAAUUACCAGUAAAGUUGAGCACCUUCUCAUAAGCUUAUUGGUGACUUCAGCUUUCAUUUUCUAUAGAGUGUUUUGUCAAAUCUGUUACCCAUUCUUUGGGUUGUGCUGGUAGUUUUCUUUCUCACUGAUUCGUAAAAUAUCUUUAUAAAUCUUAGGUUUUGAUAGCUGUAUAGUUAAAAAUAUCUUCUUAUUCUGUGACUUGCCUUUCCCUCUCUUUAUGAUGUUCUUUAAUAAAAAGAAUUUGUUAAUAGUUAGGUACUAAAAAUUGUCGAUCCUUUAAGGUUAGAGGUUUUCUUUUUGUUUAAAAAAACCAUUCCCUACCUUGAAAUCAUGAAGAUACUCUGCUGUAUUAUCUUCUGCAAGCUUUAGUUUUGCCUUUCACAUUUAAGUUUAAUUUGUGAGGAAUACAUUUGUAUAUGCUGACGGGGUACCUCAUCACCAUUUAUUGAAAAGUCUGUUUCUUUCCCUCUUGUAGUGCCUCCAAAGUGGCACUUGAAUAUAUUCAUAUGUCUUUGUCUCUGAGUUUUUGUUCCAACUUCUUGAUAUAUUCUUUUUUUUAAAAAAAAGAUUUUAUUUAUUUUUUUGAGAGGUAGAGUUACAGAUAGUGAGAGGGAGAGACAGAGAGAAAGGUCUUUCAUCCAUGGUUCACUCUCCAAAUGGCCGGAGCUGCGCCAGGAGCUUCUUCCGGGUCUCCCACAUGGGAGCAGGGGCCUAAGCACUUCUGCCAUCUGCUGCUGCUUUCCCAGGCCAUAGCAGAGAGUGGAUCAGAAGAGGAGCAGCCAGGACUAGAACCCAGAGCCUAUGUGGGAUGCCGGCACUGCAAGCAGAGGAUUAGCCCACUGAGCUACAGUGCUGGCCCCAAUGUAUUCUUAAUGUUUACAAAACAGGUCCUCUCCCACUUACUGCUCUGUAAAUGUCUUAGUUAUUUUUAGCCCAUUAUAUUUUUAGUUCUCAGAUUUCUAAUUGCAAACAUGCAAACUUGUUACUCUGCAGUUUCCAGACAUCUUACCAUAAUUUUUGAUCUCUUAACUACUUGAAAAUGAAAAGCAUGAUUAUUUUAUAAUCCAUGUCUAAUAACUACAGAAUCUAAAAUCCCUCCUGUGGGUCUGUUUUUUUUUUGUUUUUGUUUUUGUUUUUUUCUGGUUUUCACUCUUAUUGUUUUAAGAUUUAUUUGUUUGUUUAUUUGAAAGGCAGUUGCAUAGAGGCAGAGAGAGAGACACACACACACACACACACACAGACGUUGUUCAUCUGCUGGUUCACUCCCAAAUGGCCACAAUGGCUGGAGUUGGGCCAUCCAAAGCCAGGAGCCAGGAGCUGCUUCCUGGUCUCCUAUGUGGUGCAGGGGCCCAAGGACUUAAGCCAUCUUCUACUGCUUUCCCAGAGCAUAGCAGAGAGCUGGAUUGGAAGUGGAGCAGCUGAGUCUCAAACCAAUGCCCAUAUGGGAUGCCUGCAGUGCAGGAGGCGGCUUGACCUGCUAUACCAGAGCACCAACUCAUAGUUUUCACUCUCAAUAUCUUACCUCUUACAUAUCUAAAAAGCUGCAGAAAAAAUUUAAUGCCCAAGAUGAUAUUGUCAUCCUCUGCAUAGUUUUUUUGUUUGCUUCUGAAAAGUACCUGGGCACUAGUGAUUUAGGAUCAUUGCUGGGUUUUUUUGUUUGUUUUUGAGGGACACAUAUACCUGGAGAGAGAAGCUCCAAUUCACUAGUUUACUCCCUCACUGCCUGCAGUGACUAACAAACCACAGCUGAGAGCCAGGAACUAGAUCUCGGUCACAUGUAGGUGGCAGGAACCCAAUCACUUCAGCCAUAACUGCUGCCUCCCAGCAUCUAUCUACAUUAGCAGGAAUCUAGAGUGAGGAGCAGAGCUGGGUAUCUUAACUGCUAAGGCCAAUUUAGGAAAUUUUUUUGUGUAAGUUUAGAGAUGGUUUUUUUCCCUGGGCCAUUAUGUGACUCAAACUUAUACUCUAUACCGUGCUAGUACUCUUAACUAUUCACACUUACUCACAGGGUUCAACCCUUCAAGAUUCAAAAGUUAGGUUUACCAAGGCCCCCACCUCUUGAUUGACCCUAGAUGCAACUUUUGAAUCCCUAGCCAUAAAUUCUUUUCAGCUCCUCAGUGGCCUUCUGCAGUCUGUAAAUGUUUUAGGAUACAGUGGUCCCAAUCGAAGGGUUCACUUUUCUGAAUUUCUGUCUUCUAGAUGCUAGCCUGUUGGCUAUUCACCAACUUAAUCACUGAUACUUUCAUAUAUUUUCAAAACUAUGUUUUAUCCAGCCUUUCUAAAUAUUCUCAAGUGAGAAUGUUAAUCCAAAUUACUUUAUCCACCUUACUUCCUAGCUACCUAUUGAUUAUGUGUAAGUAUAGUUGAUUUCUUUGUAUUGCUUUUCUAUGUGGAAAUUUACUGAACUAUCUAAUGAUCCUUGUAAAUUAUUUGUACUUUUUUUGGACUUUCUAUAUAACUAACUUCAGAGAGACAGUUUAUUUUCUAAGAUCCAAAUUUUUAUUUUUUUAUCAAACUUUUUAAAAUGUUUAUUUUCAUUUUAUUUGAAAGGCAGGAAGACAAAGAUCUUUCCUCUGCUGGCUCACUACCCAAGUGUCCUAAACAGAAAGGGCUGGGCCAGGCCAAAAUGGAACUGGGAACUCUGUCCAGGUCUCCCACAAACAUGGAACCUCUCAGGGUGUGCAUUGACUGGAAACUGGAAUCAGAAGCAGAGCUGGGACUGAAACCCAGGCACUUCACUAUAGGAUGCAGGCAUCCAUCGUGGCAUUUUAACCAUGAUAUCAAAUGCCCAUCUCGCCCAAUUUUUAUUUUCUUGGUCCUUUCUGCAUAUGUUUCUUUCCUGUCCCAUUAAUUUCUGCUCUUGCUAUAUUUUUCUGUAUUGGAUUUUUUUGUUGUUGUUGUUGCUGUUUUAUUUGUAAUGUUCUGUUCUUGAGGUAUAUUAUCUCAUUUAUUUUCAGCUUAUCUUCUCGUCCGACAUAGGUAUAUAAAAGUCAUCUCUAUGCUAUUGCAAUAUAAUAUCAAAUUUUACUGUAAUGAUUGUAGCCAUAGUCUAUAGGUUUUGAUAUAUAAUAUUGUUGAUAUCCAGUUUAAAUAUUUGCUGAUUUUCAUUAGGAUUUCCUUUUCAGCCCUUGAGUGUUUUUAUGAGAGAAUUUCUUAGUUUCCAAACAUGGAGCCUUUAUAAUAAUCUUUUUUUUUUAAUUUUGACUUGCAGUUUAAGUGAAUUUUAGGGUAAAAAAUCUUUGAUUUUAACCCUUUGAAAUUACUUGCAACUCACUUUAUGGCCCAGAAUGUAAUUUUUGUGCAUUUGAAAACAUUGUAUUCUAUAGUCCUUGUAAACUAUAUAUGUCUGUUAAAAUCAAGUUUGUUAAUUGUUAUUUCAACCUUUUGUAUCCUGAUUUUUAAUACACCUGUUCUGUCAAUUACUGAAAGAGGCGUGUUAAAAAUCAUCCACUAUGAUUUUGAUUUGCUUCUUUCUCCAUGUAUUUGUUUCUGUUUUAUAUAUUUUGAGAUUAAAUUAUUAAGUGCACAUAAAUUUUCCUAGCAAAUUGUAUGUUAUCACUGUGAAAUGUAUCUCUGUAUUAUGUUUUGCCUUUUUAAAGUCUGUUUUCUGUGUAACUAAUAAUGACUUUAUUUUGGUUUAUAUUUUCAUGAAAUAAGUUUUCCACCCAUUUACUUUCAGCCUUCCUGUAUUCUUAUCUGUAGAUGAUUGUCAAGUAAACAGUAUCGCUGUGGUUUGGAUGUUGAACAUGCCUAAAUGCCCAUGUGUUAGGCUUGGUCCUCAGAGUGGCACUACUUUGAGGUGGAAUCUUUAGGACAUAGUUCCUGAGGUCUUUGGGAUUAUUUCCUAAGAAGGUAGUACUUGUGUGACCUUAUGAGUUAGAAAUCCUGAAUCUAAGCCCAUCCACUUCCUAUCACUGCUUUCUGGCUUGCCACGGGGUCCUUAUUCUGUACGUGCUCCGACAUCCACCAUGGGCUUCCUGCAAGAACCAAAACCUGUGCCAUACCCUUUGGACUUUGAGCCUAAAAACUGUCAGUGAAAUAAACUCCUUCUCUUUGUAAGUUAGCUCUCAAGUAUUUAUUUGCAGUAAAGAAAAACUACUAAUACAAGGGCCAGCACU